AUGGCAACGGUUAUGGAUAGGAAGACCACUUUUGUGGUGCUCCUUGUGCAUUGCUAUCUUUCCUUGGCCACUCUAACAUGCAUGCUUGCAUAUGCGGGUGGCAAUCCAAAUGUGCUUUGUAGAAAAGGAGAAAGAGAUGCCCUCUUCACCCUCAAAAAGGGUAUCAUUGAUCCUUCCAAUCUACUCUCAUCUUGGAUUGGCCAGGAAUGUUGCACGUGGAAAGGAAUUGCCUGUGACAACAUAACUGGGCAUGUCGUCCGCCUAAAUCUUAGAAAUCCAUACCAUCCUUAUGAAGAUAUUUAUAAUCAUUUUCCAAGCUUCUUUGGUUGUCUUCGGAAUUUGAGAUAUCUAAAUUUAUCAGAGGCGGGUUUCAUGGGUACAAUUCCUCAUCAGCUGGCAAAUCUCUCCAACUUGCAUACUCUUGACAUUCGUCAACGUUUUUACUAUAUGCCACUGCAAGUUGACAAUCUUGAAUGGUUAUCUCAUCUUUCUCUGUUGGAAUUCCUCGACAUGAGUUAUGUCAAUCUCAGUAAAGCAUCUAAUUGGUUACAGGUGAUGAACAUGCUCCCUUCUCUAUCAGAGUUACACUUGUUUCAUUGUGGACUUGAUAAAUAUGAUCCAAUUCCUCAUGUUAACUUUUCAUCUCUCACUAUCAAGGUUCCACUACUUGGAGUUGCUGUCCAGAACAUGUCUAGUCUUAGAAAUCUACUUCUGAGUGGUAACAACUUCUCUUACACAAUACCUAAAUGGUUAUAUAAUAUGACCACUCUUGAAAGACUUUAUCUUCCAGGAAAUAAUAUUCAAGGUGUACUUCCUAAAGCUAUUGGACGUCUUUCACAACUGAUACUUCUUGACCUGUCACAAAAUGAACUUGAAGGGAAAAUACCAAGAUUCUUGGGAAAUCUGUGUAAUAUGCAACAUUUAGAUUUAUCGGAAAACAACCUUGGGGGAGGUACUUUGCCUGAUCAACUAAGGGAGCAUAAAAAACUCUCUGUUCUUUCACUUGGUGGUAAUAAGCUUUCUGGUCCGAUUCCCAACGAUAGAAGGAGAGGAGAUUUGCUUCUAAGUCUUGAUUUGUCCAAAAAUCUUUUAUCCGGAGAAUUUCCUGACUGUUGGAUGAACUAUUCUCAAUUAAGGGUGUUAAACUUGGGCAGCAAUCACCUAACAGGAAAUAUACCAAGUUCCAUAGGUUCUCUAACUGCACUUCUGGUGUUGUCAUUGGACAAAAACAAUCUGUCUGGAGAUUUACCAGUGUCCUUGCAAAAUUGCAAAUAUCUAAUGAUUGUAGAUUUCAGUGAGAAUCAUUUGUCUGGCAGCUUAUCCAAUUGGUUGGGAAAUAGUUCAGUUGAUCUUAGUGCUCUCGUGCUUCGUUCAAACAAGUUUCAUGGCAGUAUUCCUCAGGAGAUUUGUCACUUCAAUUUUCUUCAAAUCGUGGACCUUGCAAGUAACAAAUUAUCAGGACCCAUUCCGCGGUGUUUUGGUAAUUUGAGUGCCAUGGCAGAACAAUCCCCUACUAGAACUACAAUUGCAAGUGGUUGGGAAGAACCAGUGUUCUUGGUAACAAAGGGAAAAGAGUAUGAAUAUGGAGAGAUGCUUUCUCUCGUCACAAGCAUGGACCUCUCGAGCAACAAUUUAAUUGGAGAAAUCCCUGAGGAACUUACCGGUCUUUACGGCGUAAGAUUCUUGAAUUUGUCCAAUAAUCAACUUUAUGGAAAGAUUCCUGAGAAUAUCAGUGCCAUGAAAUUUUUGGAAUCCCUCGAUAUCUCAAUGAAUCAACUCACAGGUGUGAUACCUCAAAGUAUGGGAACUUUAACAUUCUUGAGUUAUUUGAACUUAUCCCACAAUAACUUCUCAGGCAGAAUUCCAUCGGGCACUCAACUUCAAAGCUUUGGCGCACUGAGUUUCAUUGGGAACCAUGAUCUUUGUGGACCUCCACUUACGCCUAGCUGCUCUGGAGAUGACACGCCCCUUGAGCCAAUACCAAAUGUUGACGAUGAAGGUGGCGGAGAUGGAGAUUGGAUUGACAUGAAGUGGUUUUGUAUAAGCGUGCCAUUGGGAUUCGUAGUGGGGUUCUGGGGUGUAGUCGGUCCAUUGGCAUUCAACAAGGCUUGGAGAUAUGCUUUCUUCAAGUAUUUGGAUGACAUCAAGUAUAAACUCUUCGGUGGUGUUUGA
Messenger RNA from Alnus glutinosa, 2172 nucleotides. RefSeq names its product receptor-like protein EIX1. NCBI's taxonomy places the organism in Eukaryota, Viridiplantae, Streptophyta, Magnoliopsida, Fagales, Betulaceae. The coding region runs from base 1 to 2172 and encodes 723 amino acids. The transcript has 5 exons. Gene Ontology annotation, molecular function: protein binding. The record is from RefSeq and is a predicted model, not a curated record.